CUUUGAACCUGCAAGCUUCCCACAUGGUUCAAUGGAGGCUAGUAGAAGAAACGUGCAAAGUGCCGGACAGAGAACAGGAAUGAAGAAAACAGAGAAAACAAACAAAAAGAGAAGUAAACAGGAUGACGAGGAGGAGGAGGACCAGCUCUUUCAUUUGAACAAAAAAGAAGAUGAUGAGGGUGUUGAUGAAGAUUUAUCAGACAGUGAGGACAGCGUCUACUCAGGACUGGAGGAUUCUGGAAGCGAUUCUGAAGAAGAAGAGGAGGAAGAAGGAUUAGAUGAUGAUGAUGAGGAGGAGGAGGAGGAAGAAGAAGAAGAAGAAGGAUUGGAUGAUGAUGAUGAUGAUGAGUCGAGUGUAAAGAAGAGCAAGAAGAAAGAAGAAACAGGUGGGGGCAAAGAAACAAAGAAAGAUGAUGAAUACGACCACGAUACAUCAGACGAGGAGGACAUCAGGAACACGGUGGGAAACAUUCCCAUGGAGUGGUACAAAGACUUCCCUCAUGUCGGCUACGACUUAGACGGGAAGAAGAUCUAUAAGCCGAUCAGAAAUAAGGAUGAGCUCGAUGAGUUCUUGGAGAAAAUGGAGAACCCAGACUACUGGAAAACUGUUCAUGACAAGAAGACGGCGAGUGACAUCAUACUGUCGGAUGAGCAGAUAGAGCUGGUGAACCGUCUGCAGAAAGGACAGUUUGGAGACGUUAACUUCAACGAGUACGAGCCUGCAGUGGAUUUCUUCACUAAAGACGUCAUGAUUCAUCCAGUCACAAACAGACCCGCAGACAAGCGCAGCUUCAUCCCUUCAUUGAUCGAAAAGGAGAAGGUCUCCAAACUGGUACACGCCAUUAAAAUGGGUUGGAUUAAACCCCGGCGGGUGGAGGACGACAGCAAGGGACGCUUCUACGACCUGUGGGCCAGUGAGAGCUCUUCUAUUUUGGCGAAUCACAAGAUGCACCUGCCCGCACCUAAAAUCCCUCUGCCGGGUCAUGAGGAGUCCUACAACCCCCCGCCGGAGUACAUGUUCACAGAAGAGGAGAAAGCUCUCUGGGAGCAGCAGGAUCCGUCAGACAGGAGGCUGCCGUUUAUUCCCAAAAAGUAUGCCAGUCUCCGCCAGGUUCCUGCGUUCUCUCGGUUCAUCCAUGAGAGGUUUGAGCGCUGCCUCGACCUUUACCUGUGUCCCCGACAGAGGAAGAUGAGGGUGAACGUCAAUCCAGAAGAUCUGAUUCCCAAACUUCCCAAACCAAAGGAUCUGCAGCCAUUUCCCACGACCCAGUCUCUGGUUUAUCGAGGUCACAGCAGCCUGGUUCGUUCCAUCAGUGUGUCUCCAUCAGGGCAGUGGCUUGUUUCAGGAAGUGAUGACGGCUCAGUCAGACUCUGGGAAGUGUGUUCGUCUCGCUGCAUGAAGACGAUCCAGGUGGGCGGAGCUGUGAAGAGCGUUGCGUGGAACCCGAACCCGGCGCUCUGUCUCGUGGCUGUAGCUGUGGAAUCUGCGGUCUUGAUCCUGUCUCCAGCUCUGGCUGAUAAACAGGUCAUCUCAUCGUCGGAGAAGCUUCUCACCGCACAGACGGAGGAGGGGCCCUCAGAAGGGUCUCAGACCGUCGUUUGGUCAGAAACUGAGGGGGAGGAACUAAAUCAGGGCAUUCGUCUCAAAAUCCAACAUCCCAAAGCUGUCCACCAGGUGACGUGGCACAGUAAAGGAGACUACCUGGCCUCUGUGAUGCCAGACCAUUCCAGCCACCAGCAGGUGUUCAUCCACCAGCUGAGCCGCCAACGGAGCCAGAACCCCUUCAGGAGAAACAAAGGCCUAGUCCAGGCCGUGUCCUUCCACCCCAUCAGGCCCUACUUUUUUGUGGCCACGCAGCGUUCGGUCAGGAUCUACAACCUGGUCAAGCAGGAAAUGACCAAAAAACUCCAAGCAAACUCCAAGUGGAUCUCCAGUAUAGCUGUUCACUCUGGAGGUGAUCAUGUGAUCUGUGGGAGCUACGACUGCAGGCUGAGCUGGUUUGACCUUGACCUUUCAACUAAACCUUACAAGAUGCUACGGCACCAUAAGAAGGCAGUAAGGAGUGUGGCCUAUCACAGAGGUUACCCACUGUUUGCCUCAGCGUCUGAUGAUGGAUCAGUGAUCGUCUGCCAUGGCACCGUUUACAAUGACCUCCUGCAGAACCCGCUGAUCGUCCCAGUCAAAGUUCUCAGAGGUCAUGUGACCACCCAUGACCUCGGGGUCUUGGAUGUGACCUUUCACCCCACACAGCCCUGGGUGUUCUCCUCCGGUGCAGACGCCACCAUCAGACUCUUUACCUAAAGAUCCAGUCUCUGUAUCAGCCUCAUUGGGGUAUCCUAGCAACCUGAUCAUUCUGAUUGCUAGGAUACCACUCAUCAUUUCCUGCAACGUCAUUUCCUUUAGUUUUAAUGUCUGUUUGUACUCAAUAAAAUAUA
Molecule: messenger RNA, 2436 nt
Organism: Cyprinodon variegatus (sheepshead minnow)
Lineage: Eukaryota; Metazoa; Chordata; Actinopteri; Cyprinodontiformes; Cyprinodontidae
Gene: bop1
Product: block of proliferation 1
Exons: 16
Coding region: 32-2302 (756 amino acids)
Biological process (GO): ribosome biogenesis; maturation of LSU-rRNA from tricistronic rRNA transcript (SSU-rRNA, 5.8S rRNA, LSU-rRNA)
Cellular component (GO): PeBoW complex; preribosome, large subunit precursor
Molecular function (GO): protein binding; ribonucleoprotein complex binding
Source: RefSeq, a predicted model, not a curated record